Molecule: messenger RNA, 492 nt
Organism: Wallemia ichthyophaga EXF-994
Lineage: Eukaryota; Fungi; Basidiomycota; Wallemiomycetes; Wallemiales; Wallemiaceae
Product: NADH-ubiquinone oxidoreductase 21 kDa subunit
Exons: 1
Coding region: 1-492 (163 amino acids)
Source: RefSeq, a predicted model, not a curated record
AUGCCUUCUCCAGAAUCGCCAGGCCAAUUUCCACUCAUCGACGUUGAUCCUCACUUCAGCAGAGUCGUUAGAUUUUUCAGGCCAUCUGACUACGUUGCCUGGGGUGCUCUGUCCACGGCCACCCCUGGUUUGUACUACGCUUGGGAACAAAUCAACCCAACAAACGCCAUCAAGCAAGUCAAAGUUAAAUUGGCUGUGCCUACCACUCUCGGCGUGAUCGGCGGCUUCUUACUCGCCUAUCAAAGAUCGUCCUUCAGAUUCUUUGGUUGGACUGAGAAUGGUCAAGAGCAGGAGAAAGAUAUGGCUGAGCUAUCAUCCAGAGCCAACCAAGGCAAACCCCUCUACGGUGACACUGGCCUCUCCCCAUACCUCCAAGGCGUCGCUCACAGGAACUCUGCCUUCUCUCAACUCAAAUUGGCAACUAUCCCGUGGUUUAACUUUGCUAACCAUAGCCAUCACGGUGUCGACGCUGACAAGUACUCAAAUAACUAA